AUGGCCACCCAGCGUCAUCUCUAUCAGCCCAGCGCUUAUCACACCAGCCUGCCAUCAAAGACCCCAGUAUCGACACAUCUGUAUCCUAUCUCACGAGUCCCUGGCUCGCCGCCAGAGUAUUCAGACGCCAGCACCACUGGGGGCAGUCGCAGCUCCGGUGGUCUCACGUUCAGCUCUGCUGGUCGUAGUGUGGACUACGAUUCCAGCUCGGCGUCGUACUCUGGUGUCGAUAUGGUUGAUAUCUUGAGCGACCGCAUGCAGACUGCAUUUGAUCCAACUUCCCUGGACAAAGGUCUAGCCAAACAAGCGCAAACUUCUGGUCAUCUGAAUGCCAAGCAGCGCGAGCUGCUUGAAUUGCAAGCCCUAGCCCAGCGUCGGCUGAAGGGUGUGCGCUCAAACUUUGCAGAGGGUGUGAAAACCGCGCGGGAGACAAAGCGCGAUUUGGAGUGGACUCAAAAGCGUGUCAGCGCGCUGAAGAGCAAGGCCGAGAAGUCCCACCCGGAUGAAUACCGCCGUUCGGCGAAGAAGUACACUUAUGACGAGUACUGA
This is a messenger RNA of Penicillium diatomitis, 549 nucleotides long. RefSeq names its product KxDL motif-containing protein. Lineage: Eukaryota; Fungi; Ascomycota; Eurotiomycetes; Eurotiales; Aspergillaceae. The record is from RefSeq and is a predicted model, not a curated record. Gene Ontology annotation, cellular component: BLOC-1 complex; endosome. The coding region runs from base 1 to 549 and encodes 182 amino acids. Gene Ontology annotation, biological process: regulation of protein localization; endosome organization. The transcript has 3 exons.